AUGGCCGACGCGGCGAGCAUGGCGGACGACAUGACCAACUCACGAAACUGGGACGGGACAUCCUUCAUCGAUAUCGCGGUGCAGGACGGCGUCCGGGAGGCGAUGCUGUCGGGCCAGGCCGCGCUGAUCAUCGACCGCAAGAGCGGCGCCCUGCGCUGGGCCAACGGCGCGGCGGCCGGGCUGUUCGGGCUGUCGGCGAUCGGCAGCCGCGCGGGCGAAACGGCGCUUUCGCCGGCGGCGGAAACCGGCAUGCGCCAGGUGCGCGCCGUGCUUGGCGCGCUGAAGGACGAGCCGCGCACGGCGCUGGUCCGCCUCCGCUCGGGCCUGACAAGCCGGCUGGUCAAGGCCCAUGUGCGCCGCAUCGAUCUGUCCGGUGUUCGCGGCAAGCAUGCGCUCGUGACGGCGCCGGCGCGCGAUACCCAAAUGAACGAGGCCGAAUGUCUGGCGGUCGCCCUGACCGGCCUCGAGGACGAGGGCGCGGGGGCCGCCAUCAUCGACGGCGGCGGCCGGGUGCUCAGCGCCGGCUCUUCUUAUGAGGCGCUUGGCGUGCCGGCGGACAUCGCCCGCGAUCUAGCAGCCCGGACACGCGGAGAAGCCGACCGCCUCGUCAAGCAGAUCGUCGAUCUGCCGGACACCGGAUCGGCCGUUGCCGCCGGCGUCGGGCGUUUGGCCGACCUGCCCGAACGCUAUCUGAUCGUCGCACUGGCGCUUGCAGACCGACCUGCGGAACCGGCCUCGAUCGCCGCCGCUGCGGCUGUGGACCUGAUGCCCGGCGACUUCGCGACGGCGGCCGAAAUGGAUGUGGCGCCGGCCGCAUCCCGGAACCCGGACGAGGACAUAUCCCCGGUCGCCACGGAAAGCGACGCGAGCGGUGUCGGCGCCGACGCCAACCGCAACACGCAAACCGCGGAAGAACCCGAAAGGGAGCCGGCGGAGAUCGCCACCGUGCCCGCGCCGGCGCCCUUCACCGGACCGGACCUCGGAUCGGGGCCGAUACGUUUUGUCUGGAAGACCGAUCGCGACGGCGUCUUCGUCGACGUGUCGCCCGAAUUUUCCCGCGCCGUCGGACCCAAUGCCGCAGAGCUUGCGGGACACGGGUUUGCCGAUAUCGUCGACCGGCUGGCGCUCGAUCCGGCGGGCGAGAUUGUCGCCGCCCUGUCGCGUCGCGACACCUGGUCGGGCAAGAGCGUGCUCUGGCCGGUCCAGGGCACCGACCAGCAGGUGCCGGUCGAUCUGGCGGCCCUGCCCUAUUACAGCCGCGAACGGGAAUUCGAGGGCUAUCGCGGUUUCGGCAUUGCCCGCAUGGCCGACAUCGCCACCGAUCCGGACGCGCGGGGACUGGCGCUGACCACCCCGCUCGGCGCUCCGGCCGAGACCGGUGCCGAUUCGGCCGACGAGUACGUCGUGGACGAUCAGGGUCCGGCCGCCGAAGCCGAUGACGGCGCGGCGGAGACCGGCGAGGCUGCCGGCUCGGAUGCGCCCGACCUGUCGCACGAACCGCCCGUGCUUGCAGUGGCGCCGGCCCACCCGAUGCGCCGCAGGAGCGACACGAUCGUCCCGUUCCCGGACGCCGCCGCCGAGGAGCGGAACAAUGCUGCGCCCGGACCGCAUCUGAGCGAUGAGGAAGCCGAAGCCUUCCGCAAGAUCGGACAAGCGCUCGGCCGGCGCGACGAUGGCGUCGAGACCGGUACGUUCGAUGGCCAGUCGAGUCCCGCGUCGACCGGAGACGAUACGACAUUGGCGGACGAACCGGGCGAAGAAACCGUUGAGGCCGAACAUCACCCGGCUCUCGAGCCGGCCAUCGAAACGGCUGCCGCCGAAGACCGCAAGGCCGAAGGCCAUGAUGACGAAGACGAUCGCCACGACAUGCCCGACGAUGUCCUGGCGGUGGAAGCCGACGGCUCCACGCUUGAGGACGUGCCGUCUGGCGAGCCCUGGGCCGAAACCCCGGUCGACGGUGAGGCGCCCGUGCCGGCCACGGACGGGCUGGCGCCGGAGACGCUGGACGAAUUGCCGUUGCCGCUCCUGAUCGUGCGCAACGAGCAGGCGCUCUAUACCAAUGCCGCGUUCGCCGCCAUGGCCGGCGAUGCCGACACCGGGGCGUUGAACCAACGCGGCCUCGACAUGCUGUUCGGCGGCAGCGCGCCGGACACCGAAGACGAUGCCGGCGACCGCGCGAUCACGCUGGUCGGCGCCGACGGGCAGCCGAUCGCGGCCCGCGCGCAUCUGCAGAUCGUGCCCUGGAUGGGCGCGCGGGCGCUGAUGUUCGCGUUCGAACCGCGGCCGCUGGCCGACGACACGACGAGCGCGUCCGCCGCGUUGCCGGGCGAUACCGCAACAGGCGGCGCGCCCGAGCCGUCCGACGUCGCCUCGCGGCCCGACCCCCAUGCCGUCAGCGCGGCCGAAGCCGCCGAACUGCGCGCGAUCCUCGACACGGCCACCGACGGGGUGAUCCUGAUCGGCGCCGACAGCACGAUCCGCUCGCUGAACGGGUCGGCAUCGGCGCUGUUCGGCUAUCCGAACGAGGAAAUCGAGGGCAAGAGCUUUUCCUUCCUGUUCGCCCAUGAAAGCCAGCGCGCGGCCAUGGAUUAUCUGCACGGCCUGUCCAACAACGGCGUGGCAAGCGUUCUCAACGAGGGACGGGAAGUGCUCGGCCGCGAACGCAAUGGCGGCUUUCUGCCGCUGUUCAUGACGAUCGGCCGGAUGCCGGCGAGCAACGGCUUCUGCGCCGUGAUCCGCGACAUCACGCCCUGGAAGCAGACCGAGCAGGCGCUUCAGGACGCAAAGCGUCAGGCCGAGCAGGCGUCGAACACCAAGUCCGAGUUUCUGGCCAAGAUCAGCCACGAGAUCCGCACGCCGCUCAACGCAAUCAUCGGCUUUUCCGAACUGAUGGCCGAGGAGCGGUUCGGGCCAAUCGGCAAUGAACGCUACCGGGACUAUCUGGCCGACAUCAACAAGUCCGGCCGGCACGUUCUGGACCUGGUCAACGAUCUUCUCGACAUCUCCAAGAUCGAGGCAGGCAAGCAGGAGCUCGAAUUCGAGAGCGUCGCGCUGAACGAGGCGAUCGGCGAAGCCAUCGCAAUGGUUCAGCCGCAGGCCAACCGCAACCAGAUCAUCGUUCGCUCCAGCCUCGAGAGCACGGUGCCGCCGGUCGUCGCCGACCUGCGCUCGGUCAAGCAGAUCGUCCUCAACCUUCUGUCGAACGCAAUCCGCUUCACCCAUGCGGGCGGACAGGUGAUCGUUUCGACGAGCUACACCGGCAAUGGCGCGGUGCUGCUGCGCAUCCGCGACAGCGGCAUCGGCAUGUCGGAGAAGGAACUGGAAAGCGCGCUCAAGCCGUUCCAGCAGGUCACCGCGGUCGGCCAGCGGCGCGGCGACGGCACGGGGCUCGGCCUGCCGCUGACCAAGGCGCUGGUCGAGGCCAACCGCGCCGAAUUCGGCAUCAGUUCAGAACCGGGUCAGGGCACGCGGGUCGAUAUCAUCUUCCCGCCCGCGCGCGUUCUGGCGAGCUGA
Effrenium voratum is the source of this 3513-nucleotide messenger RNA. NCBI's taxonomy places the organism in Eukaryota, Dinophyceae, Suessiales, Symbiodiniaceae. The record is from the annotation of a GenBank genome assembly.